AAAGGACAGUAUGGAGUAUCUCUCCCAUUCCUAUUUUUCAUUUACUUGUCUCCCUCACGUAAUAUCCCUAUUUAAUAACUUGCCUAGCCCAAUACCCUUCUCAAACACUUUUAUCCUCUUCAACUUCCAACACCAACUGACACAUUCUCUCAACAACCUAAUCUCUCUUUCAUGGCUACCCUUUUCUCUCUCUCGUCCAUCACUUGUCUCAGUUGAGAAAGAAAGGAAAAAAAAAAUUACAAUUUUAAUUUUUUUUUUUGCAUUAUUUUUUUCUACCUAUAUUCACUACCUAUACCUAAGUAGCUAGGUAGACUCUAGGUAGUGUAUUUCUCAGCAACAUUCUCUAGACUCUUUCACUUACAUUUGAAGAUAUUAGAAGCUAAACAACAAAAAAUAUUUCUGACAUACCUAUACCUACCUCAAAAACCUUAACAAUGUCUAGCAGAAGAUCUCGUUCAAGACAAUCUGGUGUUUCCACUGAGAUCUCUGAUGCUCAAAUUAAUGAUCUCGUCACCAAGUUACAACAACUUGUCCCUGAACUCUCAAGGCGUUCCCAUAAGGUUUCAGCUGCUAAGAUAUUGCAAGAGACUUGCAAUUACAUCAAAAACUUGCAUAGAGAGGUUGAUGAUCUUAGUGACCGAUUGUCACAACUUUUGGACACCAUAGACCCUAACAGUGCUCAAGCAGCUAUCAUUAGGAGCUUACUUAUGUGAUAGUAUGCCUUUUAAUAUGUCUCACUAGCUAGCUAGUACUUUAUAAUAUUAUCAUCAACCUCUCUUAUGGGUAACGUUUUUCGUUUCUUUUUUAAAUUUUAUAAGACAUUAAUUCAAUAGUGAUAUUGAAGUCUUAGCCCAACGGUAAGAUUAUUGUUAAUUAGUGAAGAGCAAGUCAUGAGCAAUGGAAGUCUCAUGCACUGACCCUGUCCUUUAGACAUUUUGUAACAACUAUCAUUAUAUCAUUAUUAUUAAUAUAAUGAAUUAAUUUCUAAU
Molecule: messenger RNA, 989 nt
Organism: Medicago truncatula (barrel medic)
Lineage: Eukaryota; Viridiplantae; Streptophyta; Magnoliopsida; Fabales; Fabaceae
Product: transcription factor PRE6
Exons: 2
Coding region: 435-713 (92 amino acids)
Biological process (GO): regulation of growth; regulation of DNA-templated transcription
Molecular function (GO): protein dimerization activity
Source: RefSeq, a predicted model, not a curated record